Molecule: messenger RNA, 2400 nt
Organism: Actinia tenebrosa (Australian red waratah sea anemone)
Lineage: Eukaryota; Metazoa; Cnidaria; Anthozoa; Actiniaria; Actiniidae
Product: protein lifeguard 2
Cellular component (GO): membrane
Source: RefSeq, a predicted model, not a curated record
CGUCAUCUCCACGAUUUUGCACUAUUUACAGGUCGUCAGUACUGGCUGUGAACGAGUUGGGUCUAAAAGACCAUCAUUAAUGGACAUUUGGACAUUCUAAAAGCUGAGCAUUCUCGGCUACAUUAUAACCUUGGACUAUAAUUCACGCAGUAAAGUCAAAUUGUAUAAAGAAAGGCAGAAAAUUCAUCACAUUUAAUCAUGUACUAUCAGGAAGCUGACAAAUAUGGCGGAGCUACAGAAGAUCCCUUUGCGGAUUCUUCUGCCAUGUCUUUCUCCGAUGUCUCCAUUCGAGCUGGCUUUAUCAGAAAGGUAUACUCCAUUUUAUUAUGUCAGCUGGCAGUUACCAUUUCUUUUAUAUGCUUUUUCCUCUAUUGCGAGCCAGUGAAGCAUUAUGCAUUGACACAUCCUGGAUUGUUUUAUGGUGCUUUAGCUGUCACAUUUGUAACUAUGAUUGCAAUGGCUUGUUGUGAAGGGGUCAGACGGCAAUUCCCAACAAACCUUAUCUUCUUGACCUUAUUUACAAUUUGUGAAGGAUAUCUUCUUGGAGCAGUGUCAAGUGUCUAUGACAAAGAUGAAGUCCUCAUGGCUGCAGGAAUCACCACAGUUGUGGUCCUUGCUAUUACAAUUUUUGCAUUCCAGACAAAGUAUGACUUCACUAUGAUGGGAGGAUUUCUUUUUGUGGCUCUCAUUGUUCUCAUCUGCUUUGGCUUUCUUGCUAUCAUUUUCCACAACAGGGUGGUGAACAUUGUCUAUGCUUCUCUUGGAGCACUCCUCUUUGCUUUGUACCUGGUGUAUGACACCCAGAUCAUGAUGGGUGGAGGCAAGAUGUAUGCUAUUUCACCUGAGGAGUACAUCUUUGCAGCUCUGAACCUGUAUCUUGAUAUCAUCAACAUGUUCCUUUACAUCCUGCAGCUUGUUUCAGCUGCUUCAGGAAGCAAGUAGUCAUACUAUGGCUACAAGUACAUGACAAAGGACUAAUCUACAUCAGAUUGUGCUUCUGUCUGUGGCUUAUCAAGAUUAUGCUUAUAAGGGCAAUAGAUGACAAUUAUGUUAGUAUUUUCACAGAGAGCACACAUUCUUCGUUCUUGUGUCAGUAUAUUACAUUAUAUUAAUAAGGGCCUAAUAAUAAAUCGCUUCUUUAUAAGAUUUUCGGAAAAUCCAAAAUUGUUUUUUCCUACCUUUUUUAUUUUUCCUUCUCUUCUCUAGAACUAAGUUUUGGUUCAAUACUCCAGUUUCGACUUCUCUUUUACACAGCAUUAGCCUCAAUAGCAUGUAAAUAGAGUACAUAUCAUAUAGCCACUAAAAAAACUAUCAAAUUUGUACAAAUUAGUGCAAAGUAUUGUAGGUCUACGGUUUAAAGUGCAAACAAUAUAACCGUGAAACUUUAGUAAUACUAAAUAGCACAAUUUCAAGCAAAUUCCAUUGUUUUCCAUCGUUUACUUAGCACUAUUUUGUACUAUUUAGUAAUUAGUGUUUCAUGGAUUAUACUGAACUUACUAAUUUAUAUGAUUUCCUACUAAGUUUUUCACGGAUAUAUGGUAUGCACUUUAUCAUUUAGUAUUAGUAGCAGCCUGUGGUAAUCUUGUGAGGAAUGCUACCAAAUAUGCUUGCUGUAACAUUCUGACACAAAAACCAAGCUUGGUCCCCCUGUUGUAAUUUAAUGAUAAAAAAUGUUCAUAUAUUAAUAUAUUAAGGUAGUGAUUCAAAACACUAAUCUAAAUGUGAUAGCUUGGCCUUGUUGUCAGAGUUAGAAAUGGUAACGUUUUCACUGAUUUUGUGCAACAAGUUACUGCGAUUUUUAUAAACAUGCAACUCUGCAAGCUGCACUGUGAAAUCAGUUGGUACCUUUCAUAUUGAGUGACUGGAGGCAGCAAAAAAAAAAACAAAUUUCAGCGUGCAGCUCGCAGACACAGAGUUCGCAUGUUCAUGAAAAUUGCAGUAAUAGAGUGCACACAAUAAACCUGUGAAAAACUAAGUUACUUAGCACAACAUAGUGCUAAUUAGUCUUGUGGUAUGUAAUGGUAAACAUGCAUGUGCAAUAAGUGACAGGUUUUAGGUUAAUUUAUCAUGUGCAUAGUACUCUCUAGCAUAGACGAUAAGAGGAGUAAGCCCUUAUUUCGUCCAUGUGAUUAGAUAGUUGAGUUUUUCGAGUGUUUGGUUUGUGCUUUGUAGGUAGGAGUACUAUUGCUUUCAAAGCUUCCAGAGGAGAAUACCACAAAUACAAAUACAAGGRAAUGAUUUUUAAAAAUUCUUAUAUCCCGCUGUAGACCUCCAGAUCCCUAUAGCAGAGGAGUAAUCCCAAAGAAAACUUUAAAAGUAAAAAUUGUAACAAAUUGGUGCACGUCAGGUGCACACUGAGCUGUUUCAAGUGUUCAAUAAAGAAAAACAAAUCGAAAGUAA